Paramecium sonneborni is the source of this 806-nucleotide messenger RNA. Lineage: Eukaryota; Ciliophora; Oligohymenophorea; Peniculida; Parameciidae. The record is from the annotation of a GenBank genome assembly.
UAAUUAUUAUAAAUGACUGAUAAUCAAUAAGUUCCAUUUGGAAGUGGAAUGUUUUAAGGAUAAGCAAAAUUUGUGGAUUAUGCACAUAUGAAUUAACAAGAUGUUUAAAUGAACACUUUAGAUGAACCAGUUUUGGAUACUUUAGUAAAAAUGUUUAUAAUAUAAAGUUGAGAGAUAUUAAUAUGAUACUAUAUAAAUUAUCAUAUGUAAUAAUUCCUAGAAUGAAAGAGACAUAAGGAAGAAAAUUGAGAAACUGUAAUAAAAUAAAUAUUAUUUAAAUUAGGGGAUUUAUGGGGACCAUUAUUAUUAUCAUUAUUAUUGGCAAUGUAAUCUAUAUUGAUAUUAUGAAUUAGGACAUUAGGCAUUAAUUCUAAUCAAUCAUGUAUGAAUUGAAUAAAUCAAAAUUUAGCUGAUUCUAUAUUUGGUACAAUUUUUAUUAUUAUGUGGGGAGGAUCUGCUGUAAUAACGUAAAUUGAAUAUUUAAUUUAAAAUUAGAGUUAAUGCUAAAUUAUUAGGAGGAUAAGUAUCAUUCUUUUAAAGUGUUUGUGUAUUAGGCUAUUGUGUAUUUCCAAUUAAUAUAGCUGCUGUUUUGAUAACCUUUCUUUAAUCAUAUUUAGGAUUUUUCCUUAGAUUAAUAAUAGUAGGUGCUGCAUUUCUAUGGUCAACGUUUUGUAAUUUUAUUAAUGUUAUAAAUAGCUUCACUAUCCUUUAUGAGUAGUAUGAUGAAUGAAGAAAAGAAAGUCAUUUCUGUUUAUCCAAUUUUUCUAUUUUAUAUGUUUCUAUCAUGGUUUUGCAUUUUCAUUUGA